CCUGGGAUGGUGAUGGAGACGCAGGACUCUUCCGCUUCGGACCGCUUGCUCCCCGUCGGGUCCGGGCCCCGUAGGAAGCGCGCGACUCGGGAGGCUGGGGCUGCAACGAAAAAGCAGCGGGUCCUGGAUGAAGAAGAGUAUAUCGAGGGCCUCCAGGCAGUUAUCCAGAGGGAUUUCUUUCCUGAUGUGGAGAAGCUGCAGGCACAGAAGGAGUACCUGGAGGCAGAGGAGAAUGGAGACUUGGAAAGGAUGCGCCAGAUUGCCAUCAAAUUUGGCUCUGCCCUGGGCAAGAUGUCCCGAGAGCCCCCACCUCCCUAUGUGACUCCAGCCACGUUUGAAACCCCUGAAGUACACACAGGCAAUGGAGUUGUGGGCAGCAAACCCAGGCCCCGAGGCCGAGGUGUGGAGGAUGGAGAGGCUGGAGAGAAGGGCAAGGAGGAGCCACUGCCCGGCCUGGACGUCUUCCUGAGCCGCUACACAAGUGAGGACAAUGCCUCCUUCCAGGAGAUCAUGGAGGUGGCCAAGGAAAAGAGCCGGGCACGCCAUACCUGGCUCUACCAGGCUGAGGAGGAGUUUGAGAAGAGGCAGAAGGAUAGUCUUACACUCCCAUCAGCAGAGCAUCAGGCUAUCCAGAGCAGCCAGGCGGGUGUGGAGACCUGGAAGUACAAGGCCAAGAACUCCCUCAUGUACUACCCAGAGGGUGUCCCUGAUGAAGAGCAGCUGUUUAAGAAGCCCCGGCAGGUGGUACAUAAGAACACACGCUUCCUUGGGGACCCCUUUAGCCAGGCCCUCAGCAGGUGCCAGCUCCAACAGGCGGCUGCCCUCAAUGCCCAGCACAAACAGGGCAAGGUGGGCCCCGAUGGCAAGGAGCUGAUCCCCCAAGAGUCCCCCCGAGUGGGUGGAUUUGGAUUUGUUGCCACUCCUUCUCCUGCACCUGGUGUGAACGAGUCUCCACUGAUGACCUGGGGGGAAGUCGAGAACACACCCUUGAGAGUAGAAGGAUCAGAAACUCCUUACGUGGACAGAACCCCUGGUCCAGCCUUCAAGAUCUUGGAGCCGGGCCGCAGGGAGCGGCUAGGGCUGAAGAUGGCCAAUGAGGCUGCUGCCAAGAACCGGGCCAAGAAGCAGGAGGCCUUGCGGAGAGUGACAGAAAACUUGGCCAGCCUCACCCCCAAAGGUCUCAGCCCAGCCAUGUCUCCAGCCCUGCAGCGUCUUGUGAGUAGGACUGCCAGCAAGUACACAGACCGGGCCCUGAGGGCCAGCUACACGCCAUCCCCAGCACGCUUGACCCACCUCAAGACCCCGGCUGGUGGGCUGCAGACCCCCACAAGCACGCCUGUCCCUGGUUCUGCAGUACGCACCCCUGUCACGCUAGAUCCAGCCUCCAUCACGGACAACCUGCUGCAGCUCCCUACCCGGCGCAAAGCCUCAGACUUCUUCUAGAGCCAGGCCUGGGCUGGGCCAGGGGACAGCUUGUGGAGCCUACAAUGUAGCUGCCCACCCAGCAGAGGACUCCAGCCUUCUGGGUACCCAGCCCUAGGCUGCAGUGGUCAGCUGUCCCCAGAAGCGCAGGAAAAGAGAGCCCUGCUGUAGCCAGGCGGGCCCACACCCAGGCCCUACCAAGACUUUUCUCUUUAACGUCCCUGCCCCUGAACUAUCAUUAAAGGGCACCUGCACUGUC
Molecule: messenger RNA, 1681 nt
Organism: Otolemur garnettii (small-eared galago)
Lineage: Eukaryota; Metazoa; Chordata; Mammalia; Primates; Galagidae
Gene: ESS2
Product: ess-2 splicing factor homolog
Exons: 10
Coding region: 7-1443 (478 amino acids)
Cellular component (GO): catalytic step 2 spliceosome
Source: RefSeq, a predicted model, not a curated record